AUGAGUUCCGACCAAGUGAAAGUCGCAGCAGCUAGUGUAGUUUAUUUAUUAAGCAAAAAAAGAAAGAAGCAAAAACGAAAAUGUUGGGUGCGCGACUGGAUACAGAGAAGAGGAGAAUUGGGAUGUUAUCAACAGUUAAUGAAUGAAUUGAAGAAUGAAGACCAAAAUACAUAUAAAAACUUUUUGCGCAUGUCGCAUGCUGAUUUUAAUGUGCUCCUUCAAAAAGUGCGUCUUUUAUUACAAAAACAAAAUACUAACAUGCGGGAAUCAAUUUCUGCUGGUGAACGAUUGGCAGUAAGUUUAAGAUUUUUAGCUACAGGCGACAGCUAUAAUUCACUGAUGUACGUAUUUCGUAUACCUGCGACGACAAUCGCCAAAAUAAUACCCGAAGUGUGUGAAGCCAUUUACACAGUUUUAAAGGAUGAAUAUUUAAAGAUGCCAAACACUGAGGAGGAAUGGGUACAACAUGCAAAUGAGUUUAAAAAGAAAUGGAAUUUCCCGAAUUGUGUUGGAGCUAUAGACGGGAAACAUGUCCGAAUAUUUGCCCCUCCAAACUCUGGAAGUUCGCAUUAUAAUUAUAAAGGAAGCCAUAGUAUUGUACUUAUGGCAGUAGCGGAUGCCAAUUAUAGAAUAAUUUACUGCGAUGUGGGAUGCAAAGGGCGUAUAUCUGACGGUGGAGUUUUUAAUAGAUGUUCAUUAUCAAACGCAUUAGAACGGAAUGCAAUCAACAUUCCACCUGCUAACCCAUUGGUAGAAAAUGGACCACCCGUACCGUACGUAAUCGUGGCAGAUGAUGCAUUCGCAUUGAAAUCGUACAUGAUGAAACCAUACUCGGGGUAUGAUUUGAGCGGUCCCCAACGGGUUUACAACUACCGAUUAUCAAGAGCUAGGCGUAUAAUAGAAAAUGUGUUUGGAAUAAUGUCAACUCGAUUCCGAAUAUUAUUAACAUCAAUAAAUUUAGACGAAAAGAAAACCACGAAGAUUGUUCUUGCAAUCUCGAAUGACUUUGAUCGCGAAACAGCUAGCGGUGAUUUAGUUUUAGGUCGAUGGCGAAACGAAGAAAAUAAUGAGAUGUUGCCACUCAAUAGAGAUCGACCCACAAAUCCAGUAUCAAAUGCAAAAAAUGUUCGACACAUUUUAACGGACUAUUUUGUUUAUCUUGGUCAUGCGGCUGCGUCUGCUGUUGCUGCUGUUGUUGCGCCUGCGGCAGAGGCUGCUGUUGCGGCUGCGGCUGCGGCUGCUGUUGCUGCUGCUGCUGCUGGUGCAGGAUAA
Osmia bicornis bicornis is the source of this 1272-nucleotide messenger RNA. Its product is annotated as protein ANTAGONIST OF LIKE HETEROCHROMATIN PROTEIN 1-like. The transcript is spliced from 5 exons. NCBI's taxonomy places the organism in Eukaryota, Metazoa, Arthropoda, Insecta, Hymenoptera, Megachilidae. The record is from RefSeq and is a predicted model, not a curated record. The coding region runs from base 1 to 1272 and encodes 423 amino acids.